UCAGUUACAUUAUUAUAUAUAUACUCAGCAAGUCUAGCUUCAAUAUGGUCGACAACCUGUGUGAAGACGUGGUGAAUAAUAUGGAAAACCUGAAUAUGAAGGAAGACAAGGCAUGAAUACUGAUUCUUUUUAAUAAAUAUUUUCAUUUUCAUUUUUAGCGGUAAAAUAUGUUGGCGACUUUGCGUAUUUGCAGUUAUAGAAACACUUACAAUGUUUCCAAGCGGACACAUGCUUGGAAAAUGAAACCAAAGAAAAAAGCUGCUGCCAUCGAAGAAAGGAAUGUUUCUGAAUUAAAUCCUUGGCCAAGUUAUAUUCAGGAUCGUAUUGCAUUAUGGGAUAAGCUUAAAGCAGAGUAUGAAACAUCAUUAGCUUUGAAAACGGUUACUGACAUAAAAGUAACACUACCUGAUGGAAAGGAAGUUAUAGCUCAAUCUUGGCGUACAACGCCAUACGAGAUUGCCAAAAACAUUAGUCAAGGUUUAGCGGACAGUACUGUUAUUGCAAAAGUUAAUAAUGAACUGUGGGACCUUGACAGACCCUUGGAAUCUGAUUGCAAACUUGAACUCCUUAAAUUUGAUCAUCCAGAUGGCCAACAAGUGUUUUGGCACUCUAGUGCACACAUUUUAGGAGAAGCUAUGGAGAGAGUAUAUGGUGGUUGUUUAUGUUAUGGUCCACCAAUAGAAAAUGGAUUUUAUUAUGAUAUGUACGUAGGUGAAACAGGAAUUUCCAAUUUAGACUUCCCAUUCUUAGAGACUCUUUAUAAAAAGAUAGCUAAAGAUAAACAACCAUUCGAGAGAUUAGAAAUGACUAAGGAAGACCUCUUGGAGAUGUUUAAAUACAACGAAUUUAAAGUUCGGAUUAUUAAUGAAAAAAUACAUACUCCAACUACCACAGUAUAUAGAUGUGGUCCAUUAAUUGAUUUAUGCAGAGGACCACAUGUUAGACAUACUGGAAAAGUUAAGGCCAUUAAAAUCACAAAAGGUUCAUCUACUUAUUGGGAAGGAAAUGUCAAUGCAGAAUCUUUACAGAGAAUUUAUGGCAUCAGUUUUCCAGAUACCAAACAAUUGAAAGAAUGGGAAAAGUUUCAGGAAGAAGCAGCAAAACGAGAUCACAGGAAAAUAGGAAAGGAACAAGAGUUAUUCUUUUUCCAUGAACUUUCUCCAGGAUCAUGUUUCUUUCAACCACGCGGAGCCCAUAUUUAUAAUACUUUAGUUGAAUUUAUUCGUUCUGAAUAUAGAAAACGGGGUUUCCAAGAAGUAGUUACACCUAAUAUUUAUAACAGUAAAUUAUGGCAAACGUCUGGUCACUGGCAGCAUUACGCGGAAAAUAUGUUUUCCUUUGAUGUUGAAAAGGAAACUUUUGCACUUAAACCAAUGAAUUGUCCUGGUCAUUGUAUGAUCUUCGACGUUCGUAUCAGAUCCUGGCGCGAAUUGCCAUUAAGGAUGGCAGAUUUCGGAGUAUUGCACAGAAAUGAGAUAUCUGGUGCAUUAACUGGACUAACUAGAGUCAGGCGCUUUCAACAAGAUGACGCGCAUAUAUUCUGUUCAGUUGAUCAAAUUAAAGAUGAAAUGAUUGGCGCGCUUGACUUUUUGAGACACGUGUAUUCCGUGUUCGGUUUCACAUUUAAUUUAUGUUUAUCCACGAGACCCGAAAAGUACAUGGGAGAUAUAGAAAUGUGGGAUCAAGCUGAAAAAGCAUUAGCAGAGAGUUUAGAUGCAUUUGGAGAACCAUGGAAACUUAAUCCAGAGGAUGGUGCAUUUUAUGGUCCAAAAAUUGACAUAACCAUUAUGGAUGCACUUAAGAGACAUCAUCAGUGUGCUACUAUUCAACUGGACUUCCAACUACCAAUUAGAUUUAAUUUGUCUUAUAUCAACGAAUCUGGGGAAAGGACAAGGCCAGUAAUUAUUCACAGAGCCAUUUUGGGUUCUGUAGAAAGAAUGAUUGCAAUUCUAACAGAAUCAUACGCUGGAAAAUGGCCGUUUUGGUUGUCCCCGCGACAAGUAAUGGUUAUUCCAGUAAGCUCUCAAUUUGAUGAGUAUGCGGAGCAAGUAAAAGAUAAACUUUGGAAUAGUGGAAUUAUGGUAGAGAUUGAUACAGAUUCAAGUGAUACUCUGAACAAAAAAAUUCGAAAUGCUCAACUCGCACAGUUUAACUUUAUUCUCGUUGUUGGAGAAAAAGAACUUAAUGCUGGCACGGUAAAUGUACGAACUAGGGACAAUGUGGUGCAUGGGGAAAUUCUUGUAGAUGACCUAAUUGCAAAAUUCAAAGUAUUCAAAGAGAAAAAGGAUAGAAACUGCGAAGAGAAGUUUUAAAUAAGCUUUAUAUACAGACAGAAUAUUUAUUUAUUUCCAGAUUAUAAUUCUGACAGAAUCAGGUGUAAUAUAGGUCGACAGGAUCUAAAAUCACAUUUUUUAAAUAUAUUGAAUAAUGCAUAGAAACUUAUUAUAAAAAGAGUCUUGUUA
Molecule: messenger RNA, 2462 nt
Organism: Bombus impatiens (common eastern bumble bee)
Lineage: Eukaryota; Metazoa; Arthropoda; Insecta; Hymenoptera; Apidae
Gene: ThrRS
Product: threonine--tRNA ligase 1, cytoplasmic
Exons: 5
Coding region: 168-2312 (714 amino acids)
Biological process (GO): threonyl-tRNA aminoacylation
Cellular component (GO): cytoplasm
Molecular function (GO): threonine-tRNA ligase activity; ATP binding
Source: RefSeq, a predicted model, not a curated record